GAAACAAAGUUUAACUUUACAUUAAAUUGGUUGAGUCCUUCUAGACCAUGUUUAAGAAAGAUAAUUGAAAAGCAUUUGGUAUCUACUUGAAGCAAGAGUCAUCUUGCUUGUAGGCUCUGGUUUUGGUUCCAUAUGCUUUAUCAAGUAACCGAUUAUAAAAUGUAACCGCUUUGUCGUUCUCAUUAAAACCUCCAGCCUGUGGUGCAGCUGGAAUUGUUGCCGCUCCUAAUACCAGCAAAACCAUUUGGGAGGAUGUUCACUUUUUCAGCAUUGUGAUUUAUCUUUUGACACACGUAUGAAUAAUUUGUUUUCUUCCCCUGUUUCCGAGCUUUAAAGCUUCUGGUCUUUCCUUCUACUUUUGAUAUAAAUUGGUGUUCCUUCCAUUUCUGUGAUUGCCAUAACUUCCGUUGCAAUCAAUACCUGUCAGAGCAGGAAAAGCAAGGGGCAAAUCAAAAUGAAGGCACUUAUUCUUGUCGGUGGAUUUGGAACACGUUUGAGGCCGUUGACACUCAGUUUUCCCAAGCCACUUGUUGAUUUUGCUAACAAACCUAUGAUCCUGCAUCAGAUAGAAGCUCUUAAGGCUAUUGGAGUCAGUGAAGUGGUUUUGGCUAUCAAUUACCAACCAGAGGUGAUGCUGAACUUCUUAAAGGAUUUUGAGACGAAGCUUGGAAUCAAGAUUACAUGCUCUCAAGAGACAGAGCCGCUGGGCACAGCUGGUCCACUGGCCCUUGCUAGGGACAAAUUAAUAGAUGAUUCUGGUGAACCAUUUUUUGUCCUCAAUAGCGAUGUUAUCAGUGAGUAUCCACUCAAGGAAAUGAUUGAAUUCCACAAAGCCCAUGGAGGAGAGGCUUCCAUCAUGGUGACUAAGGUUGACGAGCCAUCAAAAUAUGGUGUGGUGGUUAUGGAAGAAUCAACAGGGAAAGUUGAGAAGUUUGUAGAAAAACCAAAAUUGUUUGUUGGCAACAAAAUCAAUGCUGGAAUUUACCUGUUGAAUCCCUCAGUUCUUGAUCGAAUUGAACUGAGGCCAACCUCUAUUGAGAAGGAGGUCUUUCCAAAAAUUGCUGCAGAAAAGAAGCUGUAUGCAAUGGUUCUACCUGGGUUUUGGAUGGACAUUGGACAGCCAAGGGAUUAUAUCACGGGCCUGAGACUCUACCUAGACUCAUUGAGGAAGAAAUCUUCCUCAAACUUGGCCACUGGUGCUCACAUUGUGGGAAAUGUUCUGGUGGAUGAGACAGCUAAAAUUGGGGAGGGAUGCCUGAUCGGGCCUGAUGUUGCAAUUGGUCCAGGUUGUGUUGUUGAGUCAGGAGUUAGACUAUCUCGUUGUACAGUAAUGCGUGGAGUCCGCAUCAAGAAGCAUGCUUGCAUUUCCAGCAGUAUAAUUGGUUGGCACUCCACUGUUGGACAAUGGGCUCGUGUAGAGAACAUGACUAUCCUCGGAGAAGAUGUCCAUGUGAGUGAUGAAAUCUACAGCAAUGGAGGUGUGGUUUUGCCCCACAAAGAGAUCAAAUCCAGCAUUUUGAAGCCGGAAAUUGUCAUGUAAUUGUAUUAAGAUGGUAGAAUCUAUGUAGGGAGGUAGUAAGUUAAUUGUGUCUGAAAUGCGUCUGUUCUUUUUUUAUUUAUUUUAUUUUAUUUUAUUUUUCUCUGCUUCACAGUUUUAAAAGUCAGUUUCUGGUGGUCUGGCUGAUGUGAGUUACAAAUGUUGAAGGGUCAAGUGUCCUUUUAUGAGAUCGUUGUUGUGAAAUGUGUAAUCUUUUAGUGUAUAUAGAGAAAUAAGUAAUCAGUUGGUUUCUCUCUGA
Messenger RNA from Ziziphus jujuba (common jujube), 1796 nucleotides. Its product is annotated as mannose-1-phosphate guanylyltransferase 1. The transcript is spliced from 5 exons. Bases 455 to 1540 code for a protein of 361 amino acids. Gene Ontology annotation, cellular component: cytoplasm. Gene Ontology annotation, molecular function: mannose-1-phosphate guanylyltransferase (GTP) activity; GTP binding. Gene Ontology annotation, biological process: cell wall mannoprotein biosynthetic process; GDP-mannose biosynthetic process. The record is from RefSeq and is a predicted model, not a curated record. Lineage: Eukaryota; Viridiplantae; Streptophyta; Magnoliopsida; Rosales; Rhamnaceae.